Messenger RNA from Botrytis byssoidea, 2179 nucleotides. RefSeq lists its product as uncharacterized. The coding region runs from base 1058 to 2179 and encodes 373 amino acids. Lineage: Eukaryota; Fungi; Ascomycota; Leotiomycetes; Helotiales; Sclerotiniaceae. The transcript has 4 exons. The record is from RefSeq and is a predicted model, not a curated record.
CAUUUAUUCAUACCUACGAAGUACUACCGGUACUAUCCAUCCGUACAUUUAUAUAAAUACAUAUCAAUCAAUCUUCAUCUAGACGACUUGGACCUACCUCGUCCUAGUAGAUUCUUCCACCCCAUUCUCCAUUCUUUAUCACAGACAUCACUCUCUCGAGUUCUCCAUCAAAACCAUCAUAUAUCACAUAAAUUGGCCGCCGUUCUCCACUUGUUCGCAUUAACAUUCCUUUUCACCUCACAGAAUUUCCAUUAUCCAUUAAAAAAAAAGUCCAGUGCACACACUCGAGACACCGCACAAAGCAGCAACAGAUCUCUCACUGCCCUGACCAUUUACCGAAUGCGAUGAAAUCCAAGAAUAUUCGAAACAACAAAGAAUGCACCCGCCAGUAAUAGAGACUUGUCCUGGGAAAGCAUUGUUUAAGAAUUAAUAUUGUAUUUAUCCAGGUAGAUCGUAGCAAGCAAGUAUUGAAAAACAAAAAAAGAUCCCGUCCCAGAGGAUUGGAUUGAGUGAUACAGAUUACCAGUACACAGGUACUCAUUUAUAUAUAUGUAUAUAUAUUCUCCGUAUAUGUAUCUACCUAGCUGGAGGUAUAUAAUAUACUUUCAGCCCUGUCCUAUCUGGCUGUAUUGGGAAUCUUUCUAGAACUUCCAAGAGUCCAAGAGAUGCAGGUAGAUGUUUGAAUGGACGGAUGAAUGAAUUGCAUGUAUUCACUCAUUCCCUCACUCACUCUAUAUGUAUUUGUAACCUUGGAUUUUCUUUGGGAUAAAUGCUAAAUAACUUACCACCAACGGAGUUUUGUUUCAAUUUGUAUAUCUUUCUCGCCAAUUUACCUAUAAGUCGUUAAAUAUCGAUUUAUUCAUUCAUUGGGGUGAAUACCCUCAUUUCUUUCAAUAUCCGAAUCACCUGGACUUAUCAUAUCAUAUCGAUUGAAUCGCCUUCUUUUUUACAUCCAUAUUUUACACAAGUUUAUAUCAUUUAUACCCUCUCAACCUUUUCUCUCACCACAUAUACCACAUAUACCACAUAUACCCAAUCAUCAGGUGUCUCUCAUCUCAUGGCUAUCAUAAACACCAAAGAAAUCAUGAUGAAAGAUCCUCUUUCCCCUCAUUCCUCACAUUUCGAUUUUGGUACUCCUCCUCCUUCACCACCGCCUUCAACAACUGCCUCGAAAUCUCCAUGUCUUCCUUUAUUCACAUCAAAAUCAAAGAUAAAUUCAAAUUCAAAUUCAACGAUAACGCCUAUAUCCGAUAAAUAUUCGACGUCGAAACCAUGGUAUCAUACCACCAUUGGAAAACGUCUAGGUCCGGAAGCACGUGAGUUGUUGGAGAAUUAUAGUCACAUACCUCCCGAGGAAGUAGAUGCGCAUGUUUAUAAAAUGCGCGAUCUCCUUUGGAAUCAAACCCCCUACCCUUCCAUCGGCAAUUUUUCCUUCCUAACCCUGCGUCUAUUGACCCACCCACUCUAUCCCCGCAUCGUUGAGAUUCUCUCCACACCACCUACGCCUUCUAAUCCACCGGCUCUUUUUCUUGAUCUCGGUUGUUGUGUUGCUCAGGAACUGCGUUCCCUUGCCCAUCAUGCCCGUAUUCCUCCCUCCCAACUCUACGGCACAGAUUACAAUGCCUCCUUCCUAAAAUCCUCCUACAAAAUCUUUCUCGAUGCCUCUCCACCCCAAUCUCAAUCUCCAUCUCAAUCCUUCACUCUCCUCCCAGCUAACAUCCUCGAUCCCAAUUUCUUCACUCUCACUUUCAGAAACCACAUCCAUUCCUUCUCCAUCAUCCACGCUUCUCUCUUCAUGCACCUCUUCACCUGGGAUCAACAACUCCUCGUUUGCGCUAAUAUAGUCAAACUCCUCAAAAACGCCGAAGGUGCCCUGUUCGUCGGGUGUAUGGUGGGGAAACAGGGAGGCGGAACGGGGGAACAGGGGAGAUGGCUCCAUGAUGCGGAUUCGUGGGUUAGAUUAUGGGGGGAAGUUUGGGAGCAAGUAGGCAUGACGGGGAGUUGGAAGGUCCAAGGUGAGUUGAGAGAGUUACCAGGGGAUCUAGGGAAGGAGGGAGAGGGCGAGGAGGAGUGGGAGGAACGUAUGGUGGGGAAGGAGGGCGCGGGGGUGGGUCUUUUUGAAUUCUCGGUUGAGAGGACGGGGAUGGGAAGUGGAGAGUCGAGGUUGAGGAGUACGUGA